Molecule: messenger RNA, 662 nt
Organism: Haliotis rufescens (red abalone)
Lineage: Eukaryota; Metazoa; Mollusca; Gastropoda; Lepetellida; Haliotidae
Exons: 6
Coding region: 1-615 (204 amino acids)
Source: RefSeq, a predicted model, not a curated record
AUGCGAAUAUAUUAUUUCUUUCACAGUGCCCUUGUGACAUAUUUGACCUGUCUGGAGGGGUCAGGGAAAGGUGACGACGGGUGUCCGCUGCCACCUGCUAAUGCUACCGCCACAGAGACUGAUUUCACCUCAGCUAAUUGUAGUACGGAGGCAGAUUUUACGAACACCUGUAUAUGUCAGAAAGACUUCUGGAAGACGAAUCAAAAUACUAAUGCUACCAAGUGCAGCGCCACCACUGCUUACAUUGCGUGCUUGAAGUGGAAGACAAAGAAGGCCUGUGAUGGUUCCACUACUGUAACAGCUCUGGCUACUGGCGUAGAGACCAGGAUAAAAGAUCUGGGAAGCACAGCCUGUCCUGUCACCCCCACCUGCCAAUGUGAGAUUAAUGCUACUAAAGCAGACAUUGCCAGUGAUGCCAAAAUGUGCACUGUACUGACCACUCUGAGGACCUGUCUUUCAGCCAUCAACACCACUGACGAGCUCGGGUGUGCCACUGACACACAGGCAACCCUUUUAAAUGACACUAACACCAAGAUAGCCACGUGUGCCGCGGAUCACGUGACCUUUGCGAUGACGUCACUGUUCGUCUCAGUUCUUGUAAACAUGUUCCUGUAACGGCCAUCGAUACUGGUUUAUGAAACUCCUGUUUGUUCUAAGUUACU